AUGGUUUUGCGGCUGCGACCGAGGGGCCGCCCGCCGCGCAGCGCCGCGGAGAAAAGGAGACAGCAGAAGCGAGAGCCUGGAGCGCAGGAGUGUCUGCCUUUCAGGAGGCCCCCGCGGAGGCGGCAGCGUUCAGACGCGCAGUCGCAGUCUCCCUCCUUCGCCUCCGAGGCCUGCAGAGCGAGCGGCGGAGUGUAUGCGAACCUGCAGGGUGGAGACGAGACGCGACCGGCGGAGUCGUCAGCAACGGCGUUGUGCGUUUCGCCUCUCUUUUUGCGGUCCUCCCGCAAUUCCUCUUCCUUCUCUUCAUCUCCCUCCUCUCCAGUAUCCCCACGCGCGUCUCCUCGUGCCUCACUUGCUCGUCUGUCGCCGCCUUCCUCAGCUGUCGCGUCGGGUUCGGCCCCUGCGUCUGUGGAGGGUCUCUGUCGAGGCGCAGCAUCGGUUUCUGUCUUCCAGUCGCCCUUUUCCUCGCUUGCCUUCCGCACCCGGCUGCCGUCGUGUUUUGCUGCUGCUCUGCUUGAGCGCGCCGCUGCAGCUCUCUCGCCUGCCGCGUCUGCUCCCUGGCGGCGUGCGCAGACGCGCGCCUUCGCGUCGGCUGUGGGUGAGCGGCCGCUGAGCGCUGGCGCCGCGGACUCGCUCAGUCUGCGCGGCAAGAAAGGCGACCCUGACGGGCGAAAUCUCGGCGAAGCGACCUCGUCUGUCGGACUGGCGCCGGCUUCGGCGCCGCCCACGACGGCGUCGUCUCUGGGUGUUUCGACGCCCCCAGCAGGACUGGACGGCACCCCGCCGCCGGCGCUGGGCGAUGACUUGGAGGAGGCCAUCAGGCGGCUGUAUCGCCUGCGAACCUCCGUCUUCGCCCGCGCCUCGUGCGCCGUGCGACGCCGCCCUCCUCUCGGCUGCGCGCCUUCGCAGCGCGAAGCGAUCUUCGGCUGCCUGCUUCACCAGGCGCCGACACUCACGCAGCUCCUCGUGGAGUUGCGCACCGCGCUCCUCAAGGCAGAGCGCUGCCUUCUGUUUGGCGCAGCACGCCCUCCCGCUCCCCCCAGUCCUGCCUCUGUGCCUGCGCGCCCCUCGCCCGCGGCGGCUUCUUCUCCCCCCGACCCACAUCCCACUGUCCCCGCUGCGGGCGCUUUUUCUGUUUCUUCAUCUUCCUCCGCUGAGACCGCUCAACGUCCUCCUCUCGAUUCGCCGCGUCAGCUGUCUUCUCGCCAUCCUGGAUGCGUUUCUGCUGCAGAGGGCGCACCUCCGGUCGGCGACUCCGCCGGCGCGUUGCAUGUGGCGCGGCGGCAGCUGUGGUGCGACCUCGCGCGCGUGGCCUCCGUGCUCACGACGCUAGGCAAGUCGCUGCCUCUGCCGCCCUCCGCCGCCGCAGACGCCGGCGGCGAGCGAUUCGCGCCGGCGGAUCUGGAGCAGGCUCUCGACGAGCUCCUUGCGCGCCUCGCCCACGUGCUGCCUGCUGCGGCCGAGGCCGUGGCCGCAGAGGGGGACGGUGAGCGGCGCCCGUGCCGCGUGGAUCAGGCGCGAAGCUCGAGCGAAGCAGCGGCUUCGUCUGUCCGCGGCGGCGCAGGGCUCGAUGUGCCUUCGGCUGCGGCUGCGCCGAACCGCGGAGACGCCCUGGGCGCCGCUCCGCGGGUUCGAGCCCUGCAUGACCUGACGCUCGCCUAUGCGCAGCUCGUAACCUCCGUCCUUGCGGUGGCGUCUCGCGCGCCAGCUGUCGACGCGGACGCUUCGCUGGCUGCGGCCCUCCACGCCGUCGCCUGGUUCGCCCGCUUGCUGCCUUGCCCAACAGCGGCUGCUUCGCCCGCGGCGCAGCCUGCAGAGUUCCCGGCGGCUCCCUUGGCGCUUCUGCUCUCCCCCUGGGCACCCGGGGCGUCCGCGCGGCAGCUGCUUCCCUUGUUCUCCUCGGCGCCCAUGGCGGGCGCCAUCCAGGAGUUCUUGCAAGCGGCUCGCGCGGGGCUUCCGGCGCUUGUCGCCGCGGCACAGGCCUCCGUUCCGCGGCUGAGCGACGCGCGGCUCACAGAUCUAGUCUGGGCGAUCACGUCGCUCAAAGACUUCCUCUGCAGCAGCGGCGGCCGCGAGGGCCCCCAGCAUUGCGCGUCGGCAGGCGCAGCGGCGGCCGGCCUCCACGAGCACGAGGCGUUCGUCAACGACCUCCCAGCAGCCAGCGCAGGCGCAAAGAGCUUGCAGGAGGCGCUCCCCGCGUCCUGUGCGGCUCUCGCGGCGCACGCCCCGGUCUCCGGCUUCUCCCCCGAGGCGUUCCUUCAGGCCGCCGCGCGCCGCUCAGCUGAGCUCGGAGAAAGCUCUGCGCCUGAGCGCACUGUCGCGCUGCUGAGGGCGGCGUGCGUCUUCUCUUCGUUCCCGCGCGCGCUGUUUGCGCGCUUCUCCGCCAGCAUCUUGGAUGCCGAGGCCGCGGAGAACCCGGCGCGCGUACAGAGCCUGCCGCUGGCGGCGCCUAGGGCUGCGGACGCUCCGCCGGCGACCCAGGAGUCCUCCGCGGCUCCUCAUCUGCAGCGCUCGGCGGCCCCGCACUCCGGAGAGGAGCCGGUCCGCGGCGGUGGGCGCGGGCGUCUCCUCGAGGCCGCAGGACCCGCAGCGACCUCCGCGCUGCUCUGGGCCUACGCGCGUUUCCUCACUUCGGCGUCGCCCGGCUCGGCGGAACUUGCGCCUGAGGCCGCGAGGCUUCACCGCGCCGCGUUCUACGCCGCCCUCGGCUACGAGCUCGCGCAGCUGCGACGUCAGCCCUGGCGGCACCGAGACUGUGCGAAGGCGGCGGGGCUUUUGAGCCAGGCGUGGACUGCGCGGGCGGUUUGCUCGAGCUGCUGGGCUGCCAGUCGCGUGCUGGAAGUGACGCCUGCCUCUGAGGGCGUUUGGCGGCGUCUGGCGGCGACGUUCGUCCGGGAGGCUCUGGUCGCCUGCGUGCCGCCCUCGCGGGGCGCCCCCACCGGCGGCCUCGGGCUGGACUUCAAGCUCACAGGAGGGCCGUUUCUCGACUUGAUGAAUCUGCUGGAGGCGUGCUCGCGCUGCCGCGUAGUCUCGCUGCCACUUCUCGACUUCGUCGCGGAAGGCCUCGCCCGCCGAGAGGAGGCCCUGGGCUCUAGUGGGGCGAGACGGCGUGAGAGCGGCUUCGCGGAUUGCCCGCCGCGCGCCGACGUUCAAGGAGUAUACUCAGCCCGCGAGGUCUCUGCCGCCGUCGCGCUACUCGCAAUGCUUUCGCGUCACUACUCCUUCGCGCUGGAGCACCGCGCGGAGGUCGUCCGGCGCAGGCAGCGCGCGCCGUGUCGAGAGCGAGGCGCGCGCGGCGCGAGCCUCGAGGCGACGGCGGAAGCUCGGCGUGGCGCGGACAGCGGCGUCGCGACGGCUGACGCGGCGGUCGCCAGGAUCGACGAGGGGCGGAGGCGGCUCGUCCGCCUCCUCUUGGGGCAUUUGCACGUCGUGAGAGGCAGCGACCUGCCCAACUUGCUCUGGGCUCUCGCCAGCUGCCGCCACCAGGAUCGGAUUUCCUCCGCCGCCGGCGCAUGCGUGCGUCCGCGUUCCCACCUCCCGAGCGGAGCCGCCCACGGCGCCGCGCCGGCGUCCACGCACGUGCUCGAGGCGCGGCGCGAUGACGCCGAUGCGCGAGGGUCUGCUGAGGCGGAUUCGAGUGCUUGCCGGGAGGAGACGCAGCUGCUGGGGCGGGUGCUGGUCAGGCUGCGCGACCAGCGCCGCGUGUACGCGCCGGCACACGUGUCGCGGCUGGUGUGGUCUCUGACACGGCCCGAACUCCUUCACGCAGCCGCCGCAGAGGGUGUCCCUCCGAGCGUCGUCGGCGGCCUCCUCGACGCGCUGUUGCUGUCUCUGCUGCCGCCCCCAGCGCCACACGCGUCGUCGCCCGCCGCCGCGUGGGCUGGCGAGCGGCAGGUGGGGCUCGUGGCGCGCGCCGGCCCUCUCCCUCGCGGGGGCGCAGCGGGAGGCGACGCGGACUGGGAGCCCGGUCGAGAGUCCGCGUCGCUUCCGCUUCUGUCGACGCUUGGGCUCGAGCGUCUGUGCAACGUGCUGGCGUCCUAUCCCUCCUUCAGGGACGCGGAGUACGCGAGCGUGAAGGCCCGGUUUGUCAGCGAGGCAGUGGACGAGCUCCUGCGCCUCUUUUGUCUCGUCGCUGCGCGGCACGCAGCCGCCCAGGCGCGCGAGUCCUCCGCGGCGGCUCGCGACCGCGAGCCGCCGCUGCUCUUGGGGCACAUCCGGUGCCCUGCGGUCCACCUGCCUGCGGCGUCGCCGGCGCUGCCGCAGCUGCUCGCGGAGGCCGCGAGACUCGAGACGCUCGCCGGCGUUGUCUGGGCUCUGCAGGCGGUGAACCGCCGGCACGCGCUCUUGGUGGCGCUCGUGAUGCAGCAAGCGACCGGCGCCCUCCGCCGCCUCACCGAGCUGCAGUGGGCGGCCGCAGGCGGAGGUGGAGAUGGCAGCGGGGGCGAAACGAGGCGCGAAGUGGGCUGUGUUUCGCCUUCUUCCGCGCCUGGCACGGAAGCUGCGGACCUGCCGCCUCCCCCCCCCGCGUGGAGUGUGUCGCGCCUCCUCAUGACGUGUCUCGCCGCCUGCUCGAAGCUGCGCUGCGAGCUCGCCCCGGAGUUCUUCCACGCAUGCGCGCGCUACAUGGCCGGGCUGCGGGGCUUCGUCGCGCAGGCGCUACCGACGCAUGCGGAGCCCGGAGGGGGGGGCGGGGGGGGAGCCGGCGCUGGCGCGCGAGGGGGAGAGCGGCCGCGCAGCGCAGACUUGCAGACUGCGCUGCAGGUGCAGGACAUCCUGGCGGCGGAGGGCUGGUCGGUGUGGACGCUUGCCAACUUUCUCUCGGCCUCGACGGCCUGCGGAGGCACCGACCCUCGCGUCCUCGCGCCCGUCUCGAGCCUUCUCGCGCUCGCGCUCUUCGGGAGAGACGUGACGGCGUGUGCGGCGGAGGCCCGGAGCCGAGCGCAGCGCGACGCGGAGAGCGACGCAGCAGCCCGCGAGUCUUUCAGCCGGACUGAGCGGUGCGCCGCGGCGGCGGCGUGUGGAUGCGAACCCGCAGACAGCGAGAGGGCUGAGGCAACUGAGGCAGCGGAGGCCGCCGGUUCCCGCGAGCCGCUUCUGCCCGUCCUCCUCGCUGCCCAGAGUUCAGACAUUCCGCGCUCGAUGGCGCUUCUGCUUGCCUCGUUGGCGCGCGCGCGCUGCGCCGCAGACAAUCCACUCUUUCCGCUUUUGCUGCGCGUCGCGGCUGAGCUGACCGCGAAGGAGCUUGUCGCCGCUCAGGUCUGGACGGCCCGCGAGCGAGAGGAGCUCGCGGCGGGGCGCGCAGACGCCAAGCCUCUCCUGCUGCGGCUGACGCAGCUCGGCGAGCCCUCAAUCGAGAGCUGUCUCUCUUCAACCUGGAGCUCAAGUGUCUACUCGAGUUUCCUCGACUUUGUCGUCGCGUCCGCCGGGACGGAGGAGGAGGCCGCGGCGGCGCGAAGGGGGGGUGCUUCGGCGCCCUUCUCUGCGGCGCCGCCAGCGCCGGGCUCUCGCGGCGCGUCCCCCGGCUCGCCUCCUCCCUGUCUGCUGGCCGCGCAUGCGCACCUGUUGACCGGGGAGCACAGCCCCACGCCGUCGCUGCCUGCCUCGCUCGCGGCGCUGGAGCGUGCCUGCGUCUCUGCAGCCGCGUCUCUGGGGGUCGCGCCGUUCAUUCUCGAGGUCUGGCGCGUCCUGGGGCCGCUCGCGACAGUCCCGCUGCAGUCGGCGCUCCAGCGGCGCGCGCGCUGCGCGUUAGAGUCGCUCCUCGACACCUCGCAGGUCGACGUGUUUGAGGAGACGCUUCUACCGCCCCCGCUGACUGCUUUCGUGGACAUUCUCCUCGUCCACCGAGCGUCGCAGCGUGCGCUGGUCGUCGAGAUCGAAGGACCGAGCCACUUUUCCUGCUGCGUGCGGGCUCCCAGACCCGCACCGGGGCAGCCCUCCACCACCGGCGCCCUAGGGCGCCGCGAGGCUCCUGGGGGCGGCGCGCCGACCGGCGCAGCUGCGGAUCGUGUUGAGGCUCUCGAGGGCGGUGCGGCCUGGACGACGAAGGAGAUCUACUUGUCGGCACCGGGCGGCGAGCUCUCAGCCCCCGUUGCGUACUCGUAUGACGCGAAGACGCGGCAGAAGCGCGCGCGGUUGCAUGCGGCGGGCGUCGCCUGUCUUUAUCUGCCGUUCUACGCCUUUCCGCCCUGGCAAAGCUCGUCGGCGCUGCUUUCUUUCCUGCGCGCGGCUCUCCCGCCGGAGUGGCUGAGGCAAGCGGGAAGCGCCCCGGCGUUGGCGCCGCGGGUCACCGGGGGCACCAGCCCCGCGGAGAAGCCCCGGGAGGCGACGUGGAUGCAGCGCACCCCUGGGUAUCGCGUGGCCGCGCGCCCGUUGGGCGGUCUGCGGCUCGAGACGCUCCUUUGCCGCGCAGAGGGCGGAGGGUCACGCGCCUCAGUUGGGGCGUCAGGGGUGGCUGAGAGCCUGGCAAACUCGGGCAGGGGGACCCUCGCCGGUAAGGCGCCUCUAGAUGCGCAGCGCGUUCGAGGCAGGAACUUCACUCCCUCCUUGCGGCAGUCGCUUCCUCCGCUCGGGGCUUGCCUCGAGGCGAGCGGGGGCGCGCGCCCUGCGGCGCCUUUCUGGAGGCGCUUCAGCGCACUCGCGCGCGUGUCCUCAACGACAGAGUCAGCCACCUGCGGAGUGAAAGCCAGUCGGCGCUCAGCAGUAGCCGAUGAUGCAGAGGAGGCAGGCGCGGACACCGUGCGAAGCGCUCCGAGCCACAGCGCCGGCUGGCGUGACGACGCAGGCGAAGGCUCUUCUGGGGCUUCGUCCAGCUCAGCCGCGCCCUCCCACGUCGCGGACUCGCCGCCAGCGUGUCUUCCUGCAGAGUCUCCGCUGCCGUGGUGGCUGGGCGAGGAGGCGGAGCGGCGCGCGCGAGCGAGUCUCGCCGCAGGCAGCCUGCCGCGCCUCGCCUUCGCCGAAGAGGGAGCCGUGGAGGACAGGGGCGACGCGGGCGCCAGGUGGUCGGGCGCGGCUGUCUGCAGUGCGAGCCUCCGGCUGAGUCCUGCUGACGAGGAGUUCCUUCUGCAGCAGGCCACGCGCUCCUUCCGCUCUCCAGCGCGGGAACGGAGGGCGCGCGCGGCCGCUCGCGCGCGCGAAGCAGCCUCCCCAGGCAGUUCUGCGGCAGCGACUUCCGCCCUACCCGAAGAGAGCGCCGGUGGAGAGCCCACCAGCGAGGCCGGCGAAGAUCAUCUUCUCGAGCUCCCUCCGCUGGAUAAGUCCCUUCUCCCGCGCGCCCUCGCUUUUCAGAAGCGACUGGAGGCCCUGUUUGCGAGCCCCCGGCGGUUCUCCCUUCACCUGCAGUGGCUGCAUGCGCUCGCGACUGAGCGGCAGCUCCACUUGGAGCGGCUCGGGUAUCCGCAGCCGCAGCUUCAGCUGCAUCCGCGCGCACGCGCUGGCGGCGACGGCGAAGACGAAGACGAGGGCGCGCGGGCAGCUCCCCCGGCUGGCGCGCGUCCCGGCGAGCCGCACGCAUGGUCGCAAGCCUCGCGCCCGUUUUUUCUCCUCACGCAUCAACCUAUGAUUUACGUCGUUCUCUCUGUGGCUGACCCGCGUCUGUGGCUUUGGGCGGCCUGUCCGCCAAACCAGGCGCCCGCCUUCCACUUCCUGCAUCUGCUGGACGAGGCUGCGGCUCCUCUCGACUUGGCGCCGCGCCCGCCAGCCACGAAGUCGCCGCGGGAGGCGACGUCCGCGGCGAGGGAGCGGCGGGAGACACUCGAGCCGCAGUUUGUUGCGGACUGUCGCUUCGAGGGCUUUGUGGUUGGGCAGACACUCCACUCGGGUCGCUACGGGCACCAGCGCGUCGCGCAGCUGCUGGCUAAGUGGCGAAGGGAGCAGGGCGCGCGCGGCGAGAGCCUCGUGCUGUAUCCGCUUGAGCGGCUGCCGUGUGAGCACCGGCGCGCGCCGUUCCACGCCCUCGCAGAGGACAGGCUGCAGGUCUGGAAGCAGCUGCUCACGCCGACCACCCUCGGGGCGACCCGCGGCGGCGGGAUGACGAGGGCGGAGCGCACAAAACAGGGCUCAGGGCUCGCGCGGCUGCUGCUCCCGCCGCCGCGCCGGCCGCAGAGCUGGGAAGAGCCCGAAGACGGCGAGUCUGCGGCGCCGGGCGAACAAGCUGGCGUGCCUAGCUGUUCGCGCGGCAACGAAGAAAACGCCGCGCGAGCCGACGCUGCGGCUUUGCUAGGCUGCAACUCUGGAGGCGUGGAGCGGGGCUGCUUUCUGCUGAAGGGGAACGGCCUCUAG
Molecule: messenger RNA, 8277 nt
Organism: Besnoitia besnoiti
Lineage: Eukaryota; Apicomplexa; Conoidasida; Eucoccidiorida; Sarcocystidae
Exons: 2
Coding region: 1-8277 (2758 amino acids)
Source: RefSeq, a predicted model, not a curated record